Bursaphelenchus okinawaensis is the source of this 2341-nucleotide messenger RNA. NCBI's taxonomy places the organism in Eukaryota, Metazoa, Nematoda, Chromadorea, Rhabditida, Aphelenchoididae. The record is from the annotation of a GenBank genome assembly.
AUGGCCAAGGAAGGUAGGGACCGGACUUUUGCACAUGUUGAAUAAUUAUUAUUCAAAUUUCAGCUGCCUACCUGGAGUGCAUAAAAGUCGCCCAGCCGUUUGUUUAUCGCCAGUCCGAGGCAGAGAAUCGGAUCCGUCGGGUGCGAAAUGCUGAUUACGCCGCUUCUGAUGACAACAGUGAUGAGUUCGAGGAUUCUGGAGUGAGUUUGGGGUGGGAUGAGGAGGUUAGACGAGAACAUAAGUGGAGGGGGGGGUUGGGGGCGAGGAAGUAUUUAAAGAGAGCGAUUGAUGUGGGUAAGGAUAGGGGUAAGAAUAAACACAUAGGGGAAGGGGGGGGGGGAGCUUUAUGCUUAUUUUUUAGUCUUGACUUAGGCUUGAGUACAGCUUGUAAAAACUUAGGUUUAAGUGGUUUUUAAAUUUCAACUUAAGCUUAAACUUAGAAUUAGGCCAAUGCUUAAUCUGAGGUUUGUCUUAGUCGUAGACUUAAGCUUUGGCUUGGGCUUUACAUAGAAUUUAAAGUUGGGCUUGAGUUUAAGCUUAAGUUGUCUCCGUAGGUAGCUUAUUAGACUCAAGGUUUAUAUGAAAAGCAGGUUUCUAUCUUUUAGCUGAGGUUUAAGCGUUAUAGACUCAGGCUUAGUCUUAGGCUUGGCCUUGAGCUUGGACUUGAACUUAGACUUGAACUUAAGCUUGGGUUUGGUCUCGGGCUUGGGGUUUGGCUUGAGCGUAGGCUUACGAUUAGGCAGAGCUUUAGGCUUAUUCUAAGGCUUAGGUUUAAACUUAGUCUUAACCUUAAACUUAACCAUUUGUUUAAAAGUAAGCUUAGGUUUUGGAUUAGAGUAAAACUUACGACUAGGCUUAGUCUUGGGCUUUGACUUAAGCUUGUGUUUGGACUCAAGCUUUAUGCCUUAGGCUUAGAUUUAAGCUUAAGCGUGAGCUAAAGAAAAUUAGAAUAGAAUAAGGUAGGGUAGGAUAGGGUAGGGUAGGGUAGGGUAGGGUAGGGUAGGGUAGGGUAGGGUAGGGUAGGAUAGGGUAUGGUAGGGUAGGGUAGGGUAGGGUAGGGUAGGAUAGGGUAUGGUAGGGUAGGGUAGGGUAGGGUAGGGUAGGGUAGGGUAGGGUAGGGUAGGGUAGGGUAGGGUAGGGUAGGGUAGUGUAGGGUAGGAGGGUAGGGUACGCUACGGUAGGGUACGGUAUGUUUUUCAUUUUCAAUUAUCUUCAGGUACCUCAGUACGUUCCUAAGCGACCUCUACGUCAGAAGAGCCAUCGCUGUUUGGGAACGGUAGAGAAGCGGAAUGCUCGCGAACGCUCCCGAGUCUACAUUGUGAACCAAGCCUUUAGUACGCUUCGGAAUCGUGUACCAACGUUGAAGGAUAGUACUAAGCGAGUAUCAAAGCUGAGGAUACUGAAGAGUGCUAUUAAUUACAUCUAUGCACUUAAGGACCAGCUGGCUGACAGUGGUGCACAUGUUGGGUAUUUUGGUACUAAUGAAGGGAAUGAUGGUACUGUAAGUACUAUUGGUACUGUAGAUACUAUUUUGGAACUGCACUGUACUGAACUUGAUGGUAGUGCUGUGCAUACUAUAGGUACUGGUGAUACCAUAAGCACCAGUGGUAUUAUUGGUACUGAUAAUCUUAUGGGUGCAAAUGGUACUGUUGAUCCCAGUGGAACUAUAGGUACUGGUAGUAUUAUGGAUACAAGUGGUACUAUAGGUACUGGUGGUACCAUAGGUUCCAGUGGUACUACUGUACUUACUGAUAGUCUUAUAUGUACAAGUGGUCCUAUUGGUACAAUUUCACACAGCCGUUGUACUGACGUACCAAAUAGCACUAACACUAUCAGUAUUGGUAUUGGUACAGAACUUAUAAAUGGUACCGUAAUAUCCAACAAUAAUGGCAACCGAUUAGAAAAUGGUACUACUGGUACAGAUAGAAGCACUGGACCUACUACGAGUAUUGUAAAUGAUUCUCGUACUCCCACAGUACCACUGGAAGCAUUAGAAGCUAUCAGCAGCUCACCUACAGCACAAAAAAGCCCUACGAAUUUGAAUUUUACUACAGUAUACAUAAGUGAAAGUGUUACCCCUACUCCCAUUAGUACUACCAUACCCACACCUUUGUAUACCACUCAAAAUACGAAGUUAUCAAUGGUCAGUAAGGCUUACUGUACUAAUAUAAACCUAUCGGAACAACCAAAAAUCUGCAAAACUACGGUAACCAGCCCGAACUACAGUAAGCCACUUAUUGUUCUAGCUCAACCUGAAACUUUUAUUCAACUUCAAUGCUACCCGAACAUCACCACCUACGUAUCGUAUCCUCAAAUCAACAAAGUUUUUAAUGAACUUUGA